AUGGCCUGCCGGUCGGAGGCCUUCGAGGUCGUGUCCACGCUGGGCAAGGGCACCUACGGCGCGUGCUACAAAGUUCGGCGGCGAUGCGACGGGCGGAUCUUCGUGGUCAAGGUGGUGUCCCUGGACGGCCUGAGCGACAGGGACCGCGGGGAGACGCUCAACGAGGCGCGGUUGAUGGAGAACCUGCGGCACCCCAACGUGGUGGAGUACACCGAGAGCUGGUGCGAGGCGGAGUGCCUGUACAUCGUGAUGGAGUACUGCACAGGGGGGGAUCUGGGGCGCGUGCUGCGGGAGCGGGGCGGGCGGGUGGGCGAGGAGGAGAUCUGGGGGUACCUCGCCGACGUGGCGGAGGGCCUGAGGUACCUGCACAGCCGGCGGAUCCUCCACAGAAUUGGCUUUGGGUCGGUUCGCCUGGGGCGGAACGCGGCGCGAACCGUCGGGGCGCCGGGGGCAUCAGCGCGGCCCGGGUCUCCGCCGGAAAGGCUAGCUCGAUCGAUGCGGAAGGGGAAGGGGAGGGCAGGUUUUCGCCGUGAUCCGUUGUGGCCCUCCGCUCGGGUCGGCGACCGACCGCCGCCCGUUGGCUGGCGGCGAGCCCAGCGAGCGUCCGCGCCCCGCGGCGGGUCCCCUGACGCGCCCCCCUCCACGGCCGCUGCAGCGCCUUUCUCUGCGUUUGCUGGGGACCGCGCGGUGGUGGGCGACCUCGGCCUGGGCCGCAGGCUGGGCCCCGACUCCGCGCUGGCGCGCAGCCAGGUGGGCACGCCGCUGUACUUCUCGCCCGAGCUGUGCCAGGAGCAGCCCUACGACCACAAGUCGGACGUCUGGGCGUUCGGGUGCCUGCUAUACGAGCUCACCGCCGGGGUCCCUCCCUUCAGCGCCAGCAACCAGAUCGCCCUGGCCAGAAAAAUAGUCUCCGGGCCCACCCCCCGCCUCAUCCCGGGGUACUCCUCCCACCUUCAGUCCCUCAUCGAGGCCAUGCUGGACAAAUCACCCGUGCGGCGGCCGUCGCUCACCCAAAUCCUCGUGCACCCUUCGGUGGCCGCCAGGGUGGACGCCAUACGGUCGCAGAGAGAGGCGAAGAGGGCCAAGGCUAAGGUGGCGGAAAUGGAGAAGAAAUUAUGGGACGAUCUGGAGAAGUGCAAAGCGGAUGCGCAGGCGGAGAUUGCGGCCUGGCGGGAGGAAAUUUCCGCCGAAUAUGUGGCCAAGGUGGCGGAUCUGAAGAAGACCAUGGUUCCCAUUGAGGAGCUCCAGGCGGCAGAAUUGAGGCUGACGGAGCUCCAAGGUGUAGUAACUGAAGGAUUUCGAUAG
This is a messenger RNA of Ostreobium quekettii, 1305 nucleotides long. The record is from the annotation of a GenBank genome assembly. Lineage: Eukaryota; Viridiplantae; Chlorophyta; Ulvophyceae; Bryopsidales; Ostreobiaceae.